AUGACGCCCAAUAUUUCGGCAGAGGCCCUGGCGCACAUCCGCAAGGAGUCUCUCGACCUGUAUAAUAGGUUACAUUCUAUCGAGGAAGAUAUAUCUUUUGUCGACAGCGUCCGCCGAGCAUAUCCUUCCCAAGCUUUUCUGCCCAAUUUGCGAUGUGGUGCCUGGUACACUGAUCCAACAUAUUCAAGGAACACACCCGCGUAUUUCAAGUCUACCGACGGGCAUUACGGCAACUGGAGCUUCAACCUGAGACGCCCAAACUUACAUCUGAUAAACGUGGCAAUCGAACAUCGGGGGCUCAUCCUUGUAGAUUCGACUCGUGCUGGGAAACGAAUACCGGACGCACUUUCCAAGACGUUGCCCAUCUGGUGCUCUGUGAUCAAUCGCGCAGUACUCCUCCGACAUCAAGCCCACGCCUGCACGCGAGGCCCUUUUUGGAACACGGCUUUGUACACGCCUCCGGCGGUGGUGAGUGCCCAGGAACACAAACAAAUCGAGAGUCGAUUAGACGAGUGGGCUGAGAAUCUCUCAUCGUCGUCAUAUGACCUCCCCGACCUUCCCGCGCCUCUGAGGCCUCUCUGGAUUUCUCCGGCUACUUCGACGUUUCCAUUCCUCCCGCCAUCAGAUCGUCCGCUUUCCGAUUCUUCCUUCAUCCCGAUUAUCUGCGUCUCCGCUUCGAAGCAAGUUCAUGAGGGGAUUGAAAGACGGUCCCUUGGCUUUGCUUACAUCCAAGGAUCUGGGGAUGACCACGAGCUAUGGGGAAUGGGCCUGACACCAGAGUUGUUCUGGCAGAACAGGGAAAAAAUUCUGAGCCAAAGUAGAGAAUCGCUAGAGACGUUUGUGAACAAUAUGGUAUCUGGAUCAUCGGCUUCGAUGAGGAAUGCACUAGGAGCGAAUCCUCCAACGCCGAUUGUAAAGGCCUCCAGCCGCCUCCUAUUGACAUCUCUGUCUGACCUACCAACAACUCCGCCCUCCCCGACAAUACGAGACGAUACUCCGAGGCCACCAGCCUUCCUCCUUAUAACACCUUUAGAGGACCAUAACACUCCUGAUAGUCCGCCCACUCAGUUGUCGCAUGAUCUGCCAUCUGCUGCAUUCCCGCCGGUGCUGAAAAUCGGGUUGACACCGGGUAAAAAAGGCCAGCACCAGCUUCUGAAGACUGUCCUUCCGCAAGCAGAGUCAUUUGUCGGGUUCCAUCUCAAGCGCGGCAGCGACGUCUGUAUUGCAUGCGAGUCGGGCAAGGAUGCCAGUAUCGGUGUGGCCCUCGCGAUGCUUCAGCGCUUUUUCGACGACGAAGGAAAAUACAAAGAUGGCCCCGGUAUCUCGCGCGAAGCUGUCGUGACGAAACAGUCUAUACGGACGAGACUUCAAUGGAUUAUAUCGGCCCGACCACAGGCCAACCCAUCACGAGCAACGCUCAAACGGGUCAACGAGUUUUUGCUCUCACCCGGGUUCAUCGCUACGGAUUCGCUCGGCGUCGAGGGCAGCCCGAGCCGUGCAUGA
Messenger RNA from Heterobasidion irregulare TC 32-1, 1503 nucleotides. RefSeq lists its product as uncharacterized. The record is from RefSeq and is a predicted model, not a curated record. Gene Ontology annotation, cellular component: cytoplasm. Gene Ontology annotation, biological process: charged-tRNA amino acid modification. Lineage: Eukaryota; Fungi; Basidiomycota; Agaricomycetes; Russulales; Bondarzewiaceae. Bases 1 to 1503 code for a protein of 500 amino acids. The transcript is spliced from 7 exons. Gene Ontology annotation, molecular function: tRNA adenosine(64)-2'-O-ribosylphosphate transferase activity.